GUUUAAUUUUCAGGAAUGCUCCGAGGACCCCUGGGGCGGAGCCGUGUAUCCAUGGAUACUGUUUGACGCUUUGUGCUGUGCGGUGUGCCAGACAGGAGCCUGGAACACUGCCUAAAGGUCCAGAAGAUAAUGUCCUUACCAAUGUUGGAUGUGCUGCGGGUAUGCACAGUGCUGGAGGAUAGCUUGGAUCAGCUCUCAAUUCUAGGUUUUAUCAUGCCUGUUUCCUAUCAUGGCCAAAGUGAUAUGGUUGGAAAUGAGGUUGGCACAAUUCUGAAGACACAGAGGCAGCUGGAAGGGAGGUUUGAGGAGCUGAUUGGCUCACACUCUAGUCGUCAGUUAACACCCCCUCCUUUGUCAAACAAGUUCCUGGACCUAAAGGAUCAGGUGCAUGAAACAAGUCAAAAGCUAAAAAUAAGCAAUGAACAUUUUACCAAAGCAGUAAGGCAAAGUCCGUUAACAUCUGACAACUUGAAGAAAGUGCAGGCCGACAGGCAAUUUGCAGCAGAUGUCAUCACAGAUAUGCUAAAGGAGCUGGAAACCACCGGAUCAUUUCAGAGCCUACAGCAUGCUGUUGUUCUGGAAAAGGAGAAAAAGGCAAAUUUCUACAGCACAAUAGACAGAGAACAGGAAGGGAGAAAAAAGAUCAAAGCACUGCAGAAGCAGCUGCAUGAUGUAAGACAGGAGAAAAAAGUGGAGCUGCAGAGCCGUACCCAACUAAUCGCUUUCCUCAAGGAUCAGCUACAGGAAAUGAAAGCUAAAACCAACAUGGAAGGCAGGUAUGUGAAGAAGGACUCAGAGCUUCAAAUGUCCCAGACGCAGACAAAGUGCAGUAUAGCGGAGUCAGAGCUACAGAUGGAGAUUCAGAAAGUUAAAGAAAAGAUGGACGAGGAGGUCAGGGUUCACGUGGAGAUUGAAAACUUCCUCAGGCAGCACCAACAAGAAUUGGAAGAGAAGCUGGAGUACUGGAUGGAGAAGUAUGACAAAGACACAGAAGAAAAGCAAGCUGAACUGAAUGCUUUGAAGACCGCCAGAGUUAAUGAUCUCUCAUUGUUGCAGGAUCUGGCCAAGCAAUAUGAGGAGUAUGAGAAAGUGAUUAUUGAAGAUCGUCUGGAGAAGGAGAAGGCACAGCAGCAGAAAAAACAAGAGAAAAUGGAAUUAUCCAGUGCCAUCAAGAUCCAAGCUUGGUGGAAAGGAAUGAUGGUGCGGAAAUGCCUGGGCCCCUACAAGAAAUCCAAGAGCAAGAAAGGCAAAGAAAAGGGCAAAAAAGACAAAAAAGGCAAGGGGAAAAAGGGAGGAAAAAAGAAGUGAAUUCAAAUAAAAUGUAUAUAUAAGAUAAAAAAAAAAUUAAAACAUUGAUUUCAUAUUGGAAGAAAUGUGAAUAAAAUAUUUUCUGUUUGAA
Rana temporaria (common frog) is the source of this 1399-nucleotide messenger RNA. RefSeq names its product IQ motif containing G (gene IQCG). Gene Ontology annotation, molecular function: protein binding. The record is from RefSeq and is a predicted model, not a curated record. Gene Ontology annotation, cellular component: sperm flagellum; cytoplasm. Lineage: Eukaryota; Metazoa; Chordata; Amphibia; Anura; Ranidae. The coding region runs from base 130 to 1308 and encodes 392 amino acids. The transcript is spliced from 10 exons. Gene Ontology annotation, biological process: cilium organization; sperm axoneme assembly.